Molecule: messenger RNA, 2169 nt
Organism: Oppia nitens
Lineage: Eukaryota; Metazoa; Arthropoda; Arachnida; Sarcoptiformes; Oppiidae
Gene: PIP4K
Product: phosphatidylinositol 5-phosphate 4-kinase type-2 alpha-like
Exons: 2
Coding region: 622-1890 (422 amino acids)
Biological process (GO): phosphatidylinositol metabolic process
Molecular function (GO): phosphatidylinositol kinase activity
Source: RefSeq, a predicted model, not a curated record
GAUGUGAGUGAGGACUGCAUUGACUGUACAGUACUGUAGACUCACUACUCUAUUGAUUCAAUGCUAUCCAAUGUAUGACUGUAUUGAAUACUAUUGACUAUAACUCUACUGUAAAGUUGAUUAACAUUAAUGGUAUUGAAAUGAUUGAUACAAUCAAUGAUUGAUUGAUUGCUUUCUCUAUAAUUGCAGUGAUUAUUGACUCCGAGUUAUAGUUCAUUGAUUGUCGACUAACUGUCACUACAUUUGAUUGCAUAGACAUUGCUAUGAGUGUUGUCUUUGAUUAUUAUAAGUGAUAAACAAGUGGUCCAUUGAUCGGACCAAUUGGAUGGACACAUAAACAAACAAACAUUUUGACAACAAAUGUCUUCAACACAUGUCAUGACAGUUAAAGAUGUCAUUUGAGUGCAAAUAACUACAAAUAGUUUGCAUUAAUCAGUGGUUUAUUAAUAACUAUAAUAAAAGCAAUAAUUAAUAGAUUUGUUGUCAAUAAUUAGCGACAAAAUCUAUAGGAAUUCCUGUCGACGAUAACUACCAGUGCUUAACGUCAUUGAAAUAAUUGAUAUCAUUUACAGAACAUCCAUAUAAUAAACUAAUUAGUCAUUUAAUAGACUUAUAUUGAAGAUGUCUUUUUCCAAUCAGUCGAGUUUUAAGCCAUCGAAGAUGAAAACAAAACGCUUUCGUCCCAAACACCAAAAGGCAAAACUAUUUCGGGCGUCGGAACCGUUGUUAUCGGUGUUCAUGUGGGGCGUCAACCAUACGAUCCACGAGUUAACACAUGUGAACGUACCGGUCGUUUUAAUGCCCGAUGACUUUAAAGCGCACACCAAAGUUAAAGUGGACAACCAUUUGUUUAAUAAGGAGAAUAUGGCCUCACAUUUUAAAGUCAAAGAGUAUUGUCCACUAGUCUUUCAGAACCUGAGAGAGCGCUUCCAAAUUGAUGACACCGAUUAUGUCAACUCACUGACCAAAUACCAACCCUUUGCACAUAACGGUGGCGGCAAAUCUGGCGCCAAGUUUUACGAAUCAUACGAUCAUCUCUUUAUUCUGAAGACACUGACCAGCGAUGAGGUGGAGUCAAUGCACCACUUGUUAAAAGAAUAUCACCCUUAUAUUGUCGAAAGACACGGCAAGACAUUACUUCCUCAAUACUGUGGAAUGUAUCGGUUGACAGUUGAAGGCACCGAAACAUAUAUUGUUGUUAUGAGAAAUAUUUGCUCUUCUGGUCUAACAGUUCACCGUAAAUAUGAUCUCAAAGGUUCAACCGUUGAUCGCGAGGCCUCAGAGAAGGAACGAGGAAAAGGUAAUCCCAUUUUCAAAGAUAAUGAUUUCAUGCGCGAUGGCGUCCGUAUAUUUAUGAGUGAAGAACGCAAACGCAAGUUCUUGGAUAUGCUCGACGCGGACACAGCCUUCUUAUGCCACAAAAAUAUUAUGGAUUAUUCACUUUGUGUUGCCAUUCAUGAUAUGGAUAAGGCUGAACAAGAACUUAUGGAAUGUGCACCCAAUGAAAAACAUCAACAGUCAGCUGAAGAGGAUGAAGGCGAGUCCAGUGGUGGCGAUCAAGUGGCUGAACCACAUGCCGCUGUGCCAACGCCUCCUGAUUCUCCCGAAACUCACCACAAAGCAUCAGAUGCCAGUGAGAACGACCUGCCCCUCAGUGCCACUAUCGACCCCUCCCGAGAUAUUUAUGCUAUUCAGUCAAAUGCUGAGAGUACUAAACGUGAAAUAUAUUUCAUUGGUUUGGUGGAUGUGUUAACUCAGUUUGGUUUACGUAAACGUACGGCACAAGCGGCCAAAACGGUAAAACACGGACCAACUGCUGAGAUCUCAACCGUACAUCCGGAACAAUACGCCAAACGGUUCAAUGAAUUCAUUGCAAAAGCAAUUGAAUAGAUUUUUAAUCAAAUGAUGUCUUUUGAUAAUCGAUUUAAUUGUUGUAUUUAGUUAUAUAAUACGGUUGCAGACAUUUCGACAUUUGGCAAAAAUCAUAUAAUUCAAUACAAAACCUCAAUUUAGUCAUCAAAUUCACUGUAAAAUAGUGUUUGUAAUUUUGUCACACAAACACAAUCAUAACAUUUCAUUGCCUCAGUAUUAGAGCAACAAAUUUUAGUCAAUUGGUUAAAAUCAAUGUUUUUAUUUAAUUUAUAGUGUUUAUAUAUAUAUAUAUAUAUA